Molecule: messenger RNA, 1179 nt
Organism: Funneliformis mosseae
Lineage: Eukaryota; Fungi; Glomeromycota; Glomeromycetes; Glomerales; Glomeraceae
Source: the annotation of a GenBank genome assembly
AUGAAAGUUGUAAAUGAUAAAAAUGAAUCGAUUAAGGAAAAUAAUAUUUUGAUGACCCAAAUUACGGAUUUCCUUUCUAUUAAGAAUGAUUUAGACACGUCGUUGGUUAUAAAAGAUACCCUGAUAGAUAGAAAAGAAUCAAAUUUUUUAAUCGCGAAAGAAGAAACAAAUCUUUCAUUAAUUAGAAAAGAAGAGUUUAGAAUUCCUGUAGUUACGGAAGAAUUAAUUAUUCCUGUAAUUACAGAGAAAGAGUUAAAAAUUCCCAAAAUUACAGGCAAUUCUGUAGAUACGGAAGAAUUAAACCUUAAUCCCUUCAUUAGUCAAGAAAACAUGAAUCCAUCGUUACCAGUUAGCAAUGAAGAAUUCAAUAUGUCCUCAAGUUAUAAAGUUGAAAACAUCGCUUAUUUAAAUUCGAAUGCACAACAUUUCCCCACAUCUAUUGCAUUGAUAAGUUUCAAAGGAGUUGAGACGUCAUACGAUCCGAUGAAAUCAUUUCAUUGGCGACUAGCAGCAAAUCCACUCAUUACGUAUUGGAAGUUAGUUAAGAGAUUUUUCCCUUCCAAAAUAUUUAAUAUCGGGUGUAUUUUAUUAAAAGAAAAUGAGAAAGUAGGAAUUAAAUUAAUUCAAGAAGCCGCAGAAAACGAAUAUGGAAAAGCCCAACUUUAUCUUGGAGGGGCAUAUAUAGAAGGACGCAUAUUCGAAAGAGAUUACAAGAAGUCUUUUGAAUGGAUUUUAAGAUCUGCUCGUAAUAAUAAUAUUGAAGCAGAAUUUUAUCUUGGAUGUAUGUAUAAAUUUGGAAUUGGAUGUGAAAAAGAUUACAAUAAAUCAUUGUGUUGGUUUAUUAAAUCUGCAAAGCAUAAUCAUUCAGAAGCGCAAUUUUUCUUGAGAUAUCUGUAUAGAUUUGGUCAAGUUGUUCAAUUAACUCAAAAAGAUGCUCUAAAUUGGUUUAUAAUUUCAGCUGCAAAUGGACAAGUUAAUGCACAGUAUAUCCUUGGACAAAUUUAUGAAAUAGGUUUGUUAGGCGCGAAAGUAAAUGGAUUAAUAUCUUUAGUGUGGUAUAUUGAAUCAGCGAAACAAGGACAUUCGUUAGCGAGAUAUCGAUUUUCAAAGAUUACCCAAUUUGAAAUUAAUUCUCAGAUUAAAUCCCAGCAAUUCACAAAGAACUUCUUCUUGAAUUAA